CACUUCCUCAGUCGCUAGCAGUGCUACGCGGUGAGCAGCAGAGAGGGGGACACUCAUGGCUCAGUCCACUAACUCCACCGAGCGCGAACCCGCCAGCAACAGGAACCAGACCAGGAUAGAGGCAUCCUGCCUGGAGCUGGCCCUGGAGGGGGAAAGACUGUGCAAGGCCGGGGACUUCAAAGGCGGGACGGCAUUCUUUGAAGCGGCCGUCCAGGUGGGCACGGAGGACCUGAAGACCCUCAGCGCCAUCUACAGCCAGCUGGGCAACGCCUACUUCUACCUGAAAGAGUACAACAAGGCCCUGGAGUACCAUCGACAUGACCUGACCCUGGCCAGGACGAUAGGGGAUAGGAUCGGGGAGGGCAAAGCCAGCGGGAACUUGGGGAACACCCUGAAGAUCCUGGGGCGCUUCGACGAAGCGGGGGUGUGCUGCCAGCGACACCUGGACAUCUCUCAAGAGCAGGGGGACAGGGUGGGAGAGGCCAGAGCCCUGUAUAACAUCGGAAACGUGUUCCACGCCAAGGGCAAACAGCAAGCAUGGGGCUGUGCCCACGACCCGGGAGAUCUACCCUCUGACGUAAGGAAUACCCUGAAGAGGGCCACUGCCUUCUACGAGAUGAACCUGUCAUUGGUCAAGGAGCUGGGUGACAGGGCCGCCCAGGGGAGGGCUUACGGAAACCUGGGGAACACCCACUACCUGCUGGGAAACUUUGUGGAGGCCAUCAAGUUCCACCAGGAGAGACUAGCCAUAGCCAAAGAAUUUGGUGAUAAAGCGGCGGAACGGCGAGCCUACAGUAACCUAGGCAACGCCCUCAUAUUCCUGGGGCAGUUCAGGCCUGCCACUGAGUAUUACAGAAAGACUCUGCAGCUCUCCCACCAGCUGAAAGACCAGGCGAUGGAGGCUCAGGCCUGCUACAGUCUGGGUAACACCUACAGUCUGCUGCAGGAGCACCAACGUGCCAUCGACUACCACCUCAAACACCUGCUCAUAGCCCAGGAGCUGAGGGACAGGAUUGGGGAAGGCCGUGCUUGCUGGAGCCUGGGAAACGCUUUCCUGUCUCUGGGGGACCACAGACAGGCUCUGCUCUACGCCCGAAAACACCUGGACAUCUCCCGAGAGAUCGGAGACCGAAGUGGCGAGCUGACCGCGCGCAUGAACAUAAAGCAGCUGAUGGAGUCGCUGGGUGCGGCCAGAGGUGACCUUUCACCCUGCGGGUCAGAGUUCGAAGUGCAAGGAGCCAGACCAAAAUUCUGCCAGAGGAGCAGUAUGGAAAGUUUGGAUUUGUGGAAAUGCCCUUCGGAAAAGGGUCAGAAAGGACACAAUCAGGACGUGGAGGUCGUGUCAAGAGGAACCAGGGGUCAUUUGGCCUGCCCAAUCAGGAGGAAGGGCCAUGCUGACGGCCAAUCCGAUGAAUCCGAGUGGCUUGAUUGGCAGGACUCCCCAGUCGACACUGAAGACAUUACAGUACAAGUGACCCCUCCGAAGCUAGGCCGGGAUCCCUCAGGCGAGGACUGCUUCUUCGACCUGCUCAGCAAGUUCCAGAGCAGCCGCAUGGAUGACCAGCGCUGCCACUUUGAUGAGCCGGCGGACGACCCCUGCUCCCUCCUGACAUCACCCCAGGUGGAGGAGCUGUUUGACCUGAUCGCCAGCUCCCAGAGCCGCCGGCUGGAUGACCAGCGGGUAAGCGUGGGGAACCUUCCGGGCCUGCGCAUCACCCACAACAACCUGGGCCAUCUGUGCGGGGACGCCGACCUUCAGGAGCCCGGGGACGACUUCUUCAACAUGCUCAUUAAGUGCCAGUCCUCCAGGAUCGAUGACCAGCGCUGCUCCCCUCCAGAGCCGGGCCCCCGGGCCCUAACAGUGCCGGACGAGGACUUCUUCAGCCUGAUCCAGAGGGUGCAGGCCAAGCGCAUGGACGAGCAGCGGGUGCACCUCCGCUCUGAGGAGGAGGAGGAGGAGGAGGAGGAGGAAGGGCCGGAACCAGCGCCUCCUGGUGGGGACCCCAGCUAAACCAGGCCAGGACAUGAGCACCAUGCCUUCCCUCUGAAAUAUGUACAUAUCUAUACUGCAUACGCUGUGAGACCCUUUGAGCAGAUCGGGCGAGAUGAAGUCAAGUUCAGGUCCCGGGCUGAAAUUCAGCCCCCCCAGGCAACCAGGAAGCUCCAUACAUUCCUGAAACAGGAAGCGCAGGGAUGGCAAUCCCAGGCGGAUUUCCUGCUAGAGCCAAACCUGUGGAACAUCGUGUUCAUGGAGAAAGGUCUGUCUGCAGCCCGGGAUAAAUCAGGGCCCACAAUCAUUAAGAGUACAAUUAAGAGUUAAGAGCGUUCUUAACUGUGGACUUAAAGUGCAAAAGAAGAAAAAGAAAUGCACACAUCUUGCACUAUCUAUUGUAGUUAUAACUGCUAUGGGAAAGUUAUAGCAAAAAUUCCAAGUGACUUUUUCCUGUUUGUUUUAUUUAAAUAGAUUUUUAAUCACAUUUUGGGUUUAAACAACAAAAUGGAUGUAAAUAGCAGGACUAAUGUAGACUUUGAAUAAUAUUUUUUCUUAAAAAGACAUUCAGACAGGGGGUUUAAACCAUUCAUUUUUGUCUGUUUAUAUUCAGGUUAUAUUCAAAAUCAAUGGUAUUUAGAAGGAUGGUAUUAAUAUAAAAAUAUGAAUGAUAUAUUUUAACAAAUAAUAUGAAUAAUGAAGAUUGGUUGACACAUUUACAGUCACUUUGAUUUUAAUUGCAGUAUUAGUCAGAAUAAACACCUUUACCUGCCUUUCCCUCACCCACUA
Conger conger (European conger) is the source of this 2779-nucleotide messenger RNA. RefSeq names its product G protein signaling modulator 1b (gene gpsm1b). Gene Ontology annotation, molecular function: GTPase regulator activity; protein binding. The record is from RefSeq and is a predicted model, not a curated record. Lineage: Eukaryota; Metazoa; Chordata; Actinopteri; Anguilliformes; Congridae. The coding region runs from base 56 to 2011 and encodes 651 amino acids. The transcript is spliced from 14 exons.